AUGUCGACGGAAGAGCCGGGCAGGAAGCUCGCCCUGGAGCACGGCGGGCACGACGGCUCGUCACUCUCGCACGUCGACAACGUCCUCGUUGGCCGCGAGAACCUGGGCGAGGUGCUCCCGCCGCACGAGACGUACGAGGGCCGCCACCGCUUCGAUCCCGCGGCGACGUGGACUCGGCAGGAGGAGCGCCGGGUGGUGCGCAAGACGGACGCGUACCUGCUCUCGUGGCUCUGCGUCAUGUUCUUCGGUCUGCAGCUCGAUCGCGGCAACCUGUCCAACGCGCUGGCCGACAAGAUCUUGCCCGACCUGGGCCUGACGACCGACGACUACAACAACGGCACUACCAUCCAGAUCGUCUGCUUCCUCGCCGCCGAGUUCCCCGUCCAGGUGCUCGCCAAGCGCUACGGCUUCAAGUAUAUCCUGCCAAGCUUGAUGAUGGCUUGGGGGACUGUUUCCUGGGGCCAGGCAUGGAUUCACGACAGAACGUCUUUUUACGUCACUAGGGCAUUCAUAGGUCUUUGUGAGGGCGGCUUCAUUCCUGCCACUAUCUUAUACGCAACAUAUUUCUACACCUCUAAGGAACUGGCGGUGAGGCUGGCGACCUUUUGGUCCACGCUAAACGUUGCGCGUUUUGUAUCGGCGCUCCUCGCUGCAGGCAUUCUUCAAAUGCGUGGGGUAGGAGGUUGGCCUGGCUGGUUUUGGCUUUUCCUCCUCGAGGGAUUGCUCACUUGCAUCAUUGCCCUCAUUUCCUUCUUCUACCUCCCGACAUCUCCAACUGGAACCAAGGGCGGUCUCUGGCGAAAGUCCUGGUACACUGAGCGAGAGGAGGUCAUCAUGGUAAACCGAAUCCUCCGGGACGAUCCGGCCAAGGGCCUAACGUCUCUCAAGGAGCCCGUCACGGUCAAAGACGUCCUGGACGCCUGGCGGGACCCUUCGGUCUGGGGGCUGUACCUAAUCGGCCUGAUCGCCUACAUCCCCGCCAGCCCGGUGCAGGCCUACCUGACGUACUCACUGAAUCAGCUGGGCUACACCCCCUUCGCCUCCAACAUGCUCACCAUCCCGUCGGCGGUGCUGCAGAUCUUCACGAUGCUGGCGCUCGCCUUCAGCAGCGACUACUUCAACGAGAGGACCCUGCACUGCAUCAUCGGCGAGGGCUGGCUGCUGCCCCUGCUGGCCGGCAUGCUCGCCAUCCCCGACGGCGGCCGGCCCUGGGAGCGCUUCUCGCUCGUGACCCUCGUGGCGGGCUAUCCGUACUUCCACCCAAUCGUGUCGGCGUGGAUCUCGGAGAACACGUUUGACGUCAAGAAGCGCGCCGUCACGGCCGCCACGUACAACGUCGUGGUGCAGGUCGGCUCCAUCAUCAGCUCCCAGAUCUACCGUUCGUGGGACGUGCCCUACUACAACACGGGCAACAAGGUGCUGAUCUCCAUCUGCGCCGCCAGCCUCGUCACCUUUGUCGCGCAGCGCCAGAUACUUUGCCACCUCAAUAAGAAGAAGGAGGAGAAGUGGAGCGCCAUGUCGCACCAAGAGAGGCUGGCAUAUCAAAACGACCAUACCGCGAGGGAGAAGGAGGGCAACAAGAGGCUAGAUUUCCGCUUCGUAUACUAGGCAGAAAGAAGCAAUGGACCACUGGCCAAGCCUUGUACUUCUCCACGGCAACACUAGAAGAGAUCUCAGAUGCUAUGCGAAAAAAUGAUAAUUCUAAUCUAUCGAAAUCCGUC
Molecule: messenger RNA, 1721 nt
Organism: Gaeumannomyces tritici R3-111a-1
Lineage: Eukaryota; Fungi; Ascomycota; Sordariomycetes; Magnaporthales; Magnaporthaceae
Exons: 5
Coding region: 1-1608 (535 amino acids)
Biological process (GO): transmembrane transport
Cellular component (GO): membrane
Molecular function (GO): transmembrane transporter activity
Source: RefSeq, a predicted model, not a curated record